Molecule: messenger RNA, 3894 nt
Organism: Phyllostomus discolor (pale spear-nosed bat)
Lineage: Eukaryota; Metazoa; Chordata; Mammalia; Chiroptera; Phyllostomidae
Product: keratin-associated protein 9-1-like
Exons: 2
Coding region: 1174-1785 (203 amino acids)
Cellular component (GO): keratin filament
Source: RefSeq, a predicted model, not a curated record
UAUUUUGUUGAGAAAUUUGUGUCUAAGUUCAUCGGAGGUAUUGGGCUCCCAUUUUCUGUUAUUGCAGUGUCCUUGCCUAGUUUUGGUACCAGGGGAGCGCUGGCCUCAUUACAAAAGGUUUUGGUUAUCCCCUUUUAUGCUAUGCUUUGAAAGAAUUUGAGAAAAGUUGUUAAUAAAUUUUUUCUUGAGCUGUUUGGUAGAACCCACCAAGGAAGCUGUCUGCUUCUGCACUUUUGUCAGUUGGGAUGUUUUAUUGCAAUUCAUUCAUCUUACUAGAAAUUGGUCUUUCCCGAUGUUCUGUUUUCUACCUUGCUCAUGUUCCUCUAGCCAGGUAGGGUGUAUGUUUACCUGUCUGUUUCUUCUAGCCUGACCAAUUUGGUAUCAUAUCAUUGUUCUUAGUAGUCUCUAAUGAUCUUUUGUUAAGUAAGUAAAUCUUAUGUUAAUGUUCUUACCACAAAACAGAAAAAGCAAGGAGGCAGAAAAGAAUCUUUUGGAGGUGAUAGAUAUAUUUGUUACCUUAAUGAUGGAAAGGGUAUUAUGGAGCAUGCGUAAGUCCAAACUCACCAAAAGGUAUACAUUAGGCAAGUGCAUUUUUGUGUAUUAAGAUACCUCAGUGAAGCUGAGGGAAAAGAAGAAACAUCAAAAUUUCAUGACUUAGUUUCCUCCUCAUAACACUUAUUAGUCUCCCACCUGAAAGUCUAGAAAAUGGGUUGUGAUGAGCAAUGGGGCAGGAAAAGUCCUAAGAGUCUUAUUCUCAUGCCAGCGAUACCCUGUUUCACAUUCAAAAAUUCUCCGCCCACCUGACCCACAAUGGAUGAGCCACUAAAACUAAAACGCAGCUUUAUCCUCCCAAGUCACCAAAAAGAAUGUGGCUUGUUAGAACUUUUAUUCAUUGCCCACAGGGAGUCGUGCUCUGCUGUGCAACACGAGACUGAGACAUACAUUGUCCAAAGGCAGAAAUCACGUGACAGCUCUCUCUGAGGAAGCUGAAGCAAGACAGACACGUAAGAGGUGAUUCAGAGAGAGCUGAACUGAUGAAUUCUAACACAUCAGGAAAAGGAAGCAAUGUUUUCCAUCCAUCUUGAAAAGGUUAACCAGGAAAACAAACUUAGCUAAUUUGAUAAUCGCUUGUUAAUUAGGACAAACAAUGACAAGGACAGAGCACUAGGUCUGAUGACAGCAGCCCCCCAGCAGGGUAUAAAAGGGGACCUGCACAAGCAGACUUCCAAACCUUCCAAACACACCUUCCUGGAAACUCACUCAGAACCUCCACUCUCAGACACCAUGGUCAACUCCUGUUGUGGAUCCGUCUGCUCUGACCAGGGCUGUGGCCAGGAGACCUGCUGCCGCCCCAGCUGCUGCCAGACCACCUGUUGCCGCCCCACCUGCUGUGUGCCUACCUGUUGCAUCUCUAGCUGCUGCCGCCCCACCUGCUGUGGCUCCAGCUGCUGCCGCCCCUCUUGCUGUGGCUCCAGCUGCUGUGGCUCCAGCUGCUGCCGCCCCACCUGCUGUGUGUCCAGCUGCUGCCGCCCCUCUUGCUGUGGCUCCAGCUGCUGUGGCUCCAGCUGCUGCAGGCCUGCCUGUUGCAUCUCUAGCUGCUGCCGCCCCAGCUGCUGCCAGACUCCCUGCUGCCGCCCCAGCUGCUGUGUGUCUAGCUGCUGCCGCCCCUCUUGCUGUGGCUCCAGCUGCUGCAGGCCCACCUGCUGCAUCUCUAGCUGCUGCCGGCCCAGCUGCUGCCAGACCACCUGUUGCCGCCCAGUCUGUUCUAGUGGUUCCUGCUGCUGAUUGCCCUGACCUCUGCCCACCUGAUUUUCAUCAGCCAAUCUUCUUAAUGUUGUCCAACUGAAAUGAGUCAUCAGAGGCCAAUUGAAAAACCUCAGUUCCAACUGAUUCUUCUACUGCCUUUGGCCUCCAGAUAUGCUACCCCACCACUACCAUAUUACUGUCUCCUAAAAGAACACAAAGUUUGAAUUUUCUCUUGAAAGCUUUCGACCAACAAGUCAUCCCAAUUGAUAUAUUUCUUCCUUGCCAGAUUUUUCUCAGGUGGAGAUGUCCCUAAGUCUUAAAUAAAUCUUAAUUUUCCAAGCAUACAAAGCAACAGCCUCGUGUUUCAUGAUUUCCUCUUGACUCGUCAUCUUCAGCUGUCCGUUGUUCUGCCAUUUUUCUCUGCAGAGAGCACACUAUAGCAGGCGUUUGCAGGGUUUCUGCCUCUGCUCUGGGGGCAAUCUUAUUCUAAUUUAGGAAAAUGGUUUCUUAGAGCAAACACUCUGGUCCCUCUACCUGUGGACUUUCUCUGGAUGUGGAGCAAGCCUCGGGCUGGCCAGAGUCAGGAGUUAAUGUCUGUAGGACCAGUGCUCUCAACCAGUGCAUGGGCGGGGCAAAUCAAUGCUCUAGCUUCUUUCCCCUCCAAUGGGAACAAGUUGAGCCAGUCUCCAAAGGGCCUCAGUUGAAUAAACCCCAGCUGCCGACAGCAGGUGGGACUGCCUACAGGAGUAAUCGCCUCAUUAAAUCGCUCUAUAUUGGCUUCUCUGUCCCUUCCCCAGAUCACUUCCCAGGUUCCUUACAGUGCCUUUUAGGAUUAUCUUCCAAAUAAACUCCUAGAUUUCAAGCCCCAGUUUUGCAGUCUGUUUCUGAGGGCACCCAAUCUAAGACACCAGUGUUCCAAUCUCGUUACCAGUGCCCUUGAAAACAGAUCUUAGUGUAUUACGAAUGGUUGCCAACUGUCAGUGUCAACUCAGACCCAGUAACCAAGAACAUCCAAUAAGGGUGUUCCUGUUUCUUCUUUAGAAACAGCUGUGAAUUCCUUUGGGAAAACUGGAGAGAUCACUCAUACAUGCACCUGCUGUGGUCCUUUGUUUUGCAGGACUGGCCUCUUUUUCAAUGGGUCAGUGGGUGGUAGGUGUGGAAACUGGGUGAAGGAUUAUGAUUUUCCAUUGGGAUCACUGGCCUCAUCCUAUGGGUCACACAUCACUUUGCCCCAGUUGUCAUUCCAAAAUUGCUGCCCAUCACAUAUUUAUACCCACAAUAUUUCUUACAGGUAAUGCUGCCACCUGGCCUCUGCUACUCAAGGAUGUUAUCAUCCCUGUAGCUCCUUGGGAGCUCAGUUCUAUGACAAUAUUUCGUACCACAGGCUCCAACUCUAGACAAUGGACUACCAUAUUGCUUAAUGAUGCUGCCGACCUCCUUACCUGUUCAUUCCUUAUUCCCUGAUUAUAGAUGUACUGUACCCCCAGAGUCCUCCUAGGGUGCUUACUCAACUUGUUGGGUUUCCUGGCCUUACAACUAGAUCUAUUCUAGCGUCUUAACUGCUGUGCACCCUUUGCUCUUUUCAUCCUCAUCUCUGUGUUGCGUGGCACUAGAUAAAUCUGUGCUAGUUAUCUCUCAUUAUGUAAUAUUGCCUCAGAUUUUAGCAGCUUAAAAUGAUGCUUGUUUACUCUCUCACAGCUUUGGUGGAUCAGGAAUCCAAGUACAGCUCAGCUGGGGCCUCUAUUUUGUAAUGAUUCAUCGGGCUGCAACCAAGGUCUAGAGUUUAUCUGGAGAAGAACCCACCUCCAGGUUCACUUACGUAGCUGUUGACAGGAUUCAAUUCCUCGAGGGCCAUUAGAGUGAGAGUCGCUGUCCCGUGCUGGUCAGGUGUUGGCAGCACAGCUCUCUCUCCCCCAGACAGCCGCCUGCUUCACCAGAACCCGUGAGGGAGAGGGAAAGUUGGCUGCGAGUUGAAAAGUCCCAACCUUUUGAAACUUAACCACUUGAUGUUGCCAUAUGCUGUUGGUUAGAAGUGAGUUAUUCAAGGGGAGGGAAUUACAUAAGACUGUGAACACCAUCUAAAGGCCAGCUAGAGGCUGCUGCCACACUCUUCCAUAAUAUCAAGUGAAAGAAUAGAAACACAUAAUA